UUUUUGCGCUCUUUUCAUUUUAUUGUGACAUAUCGUACAAACAACACAGAAUACACAGUUGAUGAGCAAUCCGAUUUGUUUAUCGAUGAAUUCUUACAUUUUCUAUUACUAUUUCGGAAACAAAACAUUGCAAUAUCGCCAUAAUGACAAAAAGGCCACCGAAUGAGGACGAGCUGACGUUUGAAGACGGUGAUCGUCAGCUAAUGUUUGGAUGCUUACCAUUCCACAUAUUUCGCGACCAGACAAACAUUGAAGAAUUGGUCAUCCGCAUUUUCAAGCAGAGUAAGAAAGAAGAUAAAGAGCCACCCAAUUUUCAUAUCAAACAGAAAAUCAACUUGUCUUAUCAACAUUUGCUCACAGCUGCAAAUCCGUGGGAAAAUAAGUUUCUGAAAAAACUCGAUUUCAAGUGGCCAGCUGGAGAAAAAAAGCAUGCCACUAUUUGGAGAUUGGAUAAAAAGCAACGGGAAAAAGUGCAUCAGGAAGCACAGGACUUGCAAAGAAAGUUUAUGUACUUGCCACGUCAUGUGUUAAGGGAAUCAACUAACAUUCUGCAAAUAGCGGCAAAAUCACCAAAACAUAAGCCAGAACCCUUUUUCAACUGGAUGUUUGAAAAAUUUUACCAAAAAGCUGUCUGGGGACAUACCUUCAUAUAUGGAUUGAAAUUCAAUGACGAAAAAGAGAGUAAAACAUCGUCAAGCACUUCAAAGACGUCGAAGAGCGAUAACCAAGAAGAACAGAUCGAACCGAUUGCAAGCACGUCAAAACAAGCUGAUAAAAGGGAAGCUGAAGCUAGACGAAAACGAACUGGUACCAAGCUGAUAGAAGAAAAAGUGAUAGAAACUAAGCGAAAGAAGAGUGAUGACACGAAAAAACCAGACGACCAGUCGAAACGCAGUACACCAAAGCAACAAGCUUCUAGAAAAGCCAUAGCCACACAAAAGCAAACCAAUGCCAAGCAGAAAGAGGAUAAAUCAAAGGCAAAUAAAAAUGUGGACAAACAAAAACAAGCCGAGCGCAACGAAAAAAUCUUAUCUAGUACACCAUCGAAACAGAGCAAACAAACUAAACUGUCGAAUACAAACAGACCGGAAGAAGCCGUUACCAAAGCCGUUGUCAAUAGACCAAAACAAACUGAAGCAACCAACAAAAUCGAAUCUAAUGCAUCUACAUUGAUGCAAAGCAAACGGAAAAACCAACCAAAUCCCAUUGGAAGCACAUCAAAGCAAGCAAUUUCUAAAGAAAAACAAGCCGAUCUCAAGCGAAAGCCAACCGAUGCUGUUAUACCAAAACGUCCACAUGUAUCAAGUCAGAAAACGAUUCAACAACAACAAAUCAUACGAAAAUCAAAUCAAGAAAAAUUACAUCAGCGCAAAGCAAAAUAUGCAGAAGAAAAUGGUCCAGCUAUGACUAGUAACCGAAAAUUAGUUCAAAGCACACUUCCAGAAAUGAUGCAGUCCGCUAAAUCUUUGCACAAUUCUAGUAUAAGUGUUGGCCAAUUAAAUCUUUCCACGCAAAACAACUCGGCAGAUGUUGUUGCAAAUGAAAAAAGACAACCACAAAUCGAAAACAAGGAAGUGAACGAAAAAACAAAAUCGCAUGAUAUUCAAUCCACAUCGAAACAAUCGAAUGGCAAUGUAAAUUCAAAGGGAAAUUUGGCGUCAACUCGAAACAACGAUAUGAACGAUGACAUCGAAGGAGUUAAAGUGGAAGUCGAACCUCAAUUGCCAGUGGGAAAAAAUCGUUCUACCGAACGCGCUGGAAGCAAACAACAAGAAACAUGGCAACCAAGUGAUUUCCAGAAACAAGUUAUUGCAAUGGAUUAUGAUCAGUUUGCGCAACAAACAAAUGUUUGUGAUUUGAUUCGAGAAACCUUUUUGAGGACGAAAUCGAACCAAGUAUUUACGAUGGAACGGCUGGAAUUUGGAUUGAAGUUUCUCUUUGAACAGAAAAAUGACGACAGAAAAGGGAAGAUAUGGAAGAGGCCACCUUUCAAAAAUUUAAAAUUAAGCUGUGAGUGUCGACGAAAUAAAUUAUGUGUUGACAAAUGGACACAAAUCGAAACAUCACUCACUUGUGAGAUGUCUACUCAAUAUGAUGCAAAUGACAUUAAAACAAGUUCACAGAAUGAAAUGUCAUUGAAUGACAGUCAAUCCAAUCGAUUAGCCGCGCUAUCGAUUCACAAUAUUGCUGAUGCAGAAAUAAUUCAUUUUAAAUAUGAGUCACAAUGUGAUGAAGAAGUUUCGAGUUCCCAAGAUUAUGAAAUGGGCGAUGUACGACCAAAUAUGCAUGCUGUUGCAUCACAAACUGACAUGAUGACAUCGGAAAACUCUAACGAAGCUGAUGAAUCUCAAUGUACGUCAUCGGAUAGUGUGACGGCCUCAGGCCAAGAAAAAUCGAUGCUGCCACCCUCACAACCGGUCUCACUUCAACAAAAUACAUUUGUGGUGUCAUCUCAAGCUACCAAUGUGAUGCUAUCGCAAAACUCUAACGAAGCUGAUGAAACUCAGUACACGUCAUCGGGAAAUGUAACGGCCUCAGGCCAAGAAAAAACAAUGCCGACACCGUCACGACCGAUCUCACUUCAACAAAAUCCAUAUGUGGAUCCAUCUCACGUUGCCAAUGUGAUGCCGUCGCAAAACUCUAACGGACCUGAUGAAGAAACACAAGACACAUCAUCGGGUAGCGUAAUUGCCUCAGGACAAGAAAUCGGGGCGCCACAACUCUCUCAACAAAUUUUAUCAAUUGAUCAAGUUCGAUGGUCUGAAUUCAUUGAGGGUGAUAUGCCGAAUUUACUAGAUUUACAUGAACUCAACGUGAAUCCAUUGACAAUGUCAGAAGCGGCCAGCGAUCAAAACACAGAACAUCAAGCCAUUUCACAACUAACUAACGAUCAAAAGAUGGUGGUUGCUAGAUCUCAAGCGAUUAAUAAUGUUCAAAUACCUGCAAUUGAUUCGAAUCAAAAUGAUGAUGAGAUUUCAAUUUCUGAUGAUGAAAUUGAUCAACCAAUAAUGGUGCAAAAAGAAGAGCCGCGUUCUUCAUUGGAAUAUCAUUUGGGUGACGACAGUGAUGUGGAAUGUUUGGGAACACCCCAUGAAACACCUGAAGUAAUUAAUGAUUCAGUACCAUCGCAAGAAAUGUGUCUGGGAUUACCUAUGGGGAGUCAAUCGCAAAAUCUCGACGAAAAUCUACAAAGCCAAGCGAUGCCGAUUGAUGAACGUCAAUCACAAGGCUCAAUUUUGAUACAAACAUCAACAUCGACUGAAAGCAGUGGUUCAUCAACAAAUAAAUCGCCAUUCAAAAAUGUCGCAAACAUUCAACCAGCCCGAACGGCAAACAUUGAACUGUCAAAACCAGCUCCAUUCAAACGGCCAAUACUACCAGCAUCAGCACCAGCAAACUCAAAAAAGCGUCGUCUCCCAAACGAUGAUGACUUGACAAAUAUUCCAGUACCAAAAUAUUCAUAUCCCCCAUUGACAUUCAUAGGCCAACCAAGUGACCAAGUAUAUCAAAACAAACCUGUAAAUAAUCAAGUGCCUGCCACAAACAAUAAAGAACCAUCACAACUAUCACCGGACAGCUCGAGAAAUUAUAGCAUUGAAGAUAGCAGUUCUAGUGAUGAGCAAAAUUCAGCAACAAACAUAAGUAUGGUUUCUGAUUCUUGCGUCGAACGAAUAAAUUUACUAAACCAAGAUAAUACUUUGUUUCUUGACAUAAACACACAACAAAUCGCAAACAGUGAAGCUACUACGUUAAAUCAAAUAAAUAAUCAACCUCAUUCAACAACAACACCAAUCAGCAUAAAUUCCAUUCAGCAGUCCGAGAACGUCAAUUCAGGACCGUCUAGACUAGCCACAUGUCAAGAACGCAUCGAAUAUCUGUAUCAUAUUGAUAUACAAAGUGUUGAAUCGAAUUUUAAAUCGAAGAUAUUAUCAUCGGGAGAACGUGUACAAGAACUGGAUAUUAAUACAACACUACAAUAUCAAUGCAAUGGCAGCAAUCGUGUCGUGGUCAAUGGUGAUGCUAUUCGAUUAAUCAUGAAACUAAAUGACAAAGAAUGGGAUGCAGUGUAUAAUACUUUAUUGGCUCUUGGCGAAUAUAAAUAUGAUUCGAAGAAUCCAGAGCACAUCAACGGCACUAUUUUGCAUCUCACAUUAAACGAACUAUUCAAAACAGCACCAAAGAUUUCAAACGUUCACAUUACAUACGGUGAUCAUGAUUUAGAAACGGCCAGAGUUUUGAUUGAACCAAAUCAUACAAAUGAAAAUCUUACAGCAGCCAUUGACCCAUAUGUAUUAUCGAUGAUGGAAGCCAAAGCAAAUAUAUUUCAACAGCAAAUAGAACAUAAUCAACGAUAGAUACUCAAACUUGUAUAAAAUGUAUUUAUAUUAGUCCUCUUGUGUGUUGUAGACCAUCUAAAAACAAUGAAUCUUUUCUUUUUAA
Contarinia nasturtii (swede midge) is the source of this 4440-nucleotide messenger RNA. RefSeq lists its product as uncharacterized. The transcript is spliced from 10 exons. The record is from RefSeq and is a predicted model, not a curated record. The coding region runs from base 144 to 4355 and encodes 1403 amino acids. Lineage: Eukaryota; Metazoa; Arthropoda; Insecta; Diptera; Cecidomyiidae.